Opisthorchis viverrini is the source of this 907-nucleotide messenger RNA. RefSeq lists its product as hypothetical. The transcript has 3 exons. The record is from RefSeq and is a predicted model, not a curated record. NCBI's taxonomy places the organism in Eukaryota, Metazoa, Platyhelminthes, Trematoda, Opisthorchiida, Opisthorchiidae. The annotation marks the transcript as partial.
AUAAUCUUGACAAAUGGGAGCGGCUCACCGUCGCCGAUGCCCUCGAACCUGUCCGCUUCGAAGAUGGUGAAGUUGUUGUCCGACAAGGUGAACCUGGAGAUGAUUUCUUCAUCAUCACAGAGGGAACCGCCAAAGUUCUUCAGAAGCCUUCUGAAUCGGUUGAGCCCGUCGAGGUCGGAAAAUUAAGGCCGUCAGAUUACUUUGGUGAAAUUGCCCUACUUCUUGAUCGUCCGCGGGCUGCAACGGUUGUCGCUCAAGGUCCCCUCCGGUGCGUCAAACUUGAUCGGAAGCGUUUCGAGCGCGUUAUGGGCCCGUGUUCUGAUAUCCUCAAGCGUAACAUUGCCAAAUACAACAGCUACAUUUCACUCAGCGUCUGAUUAUGCAUUGGUUUUCUUCUCGACCUAUUUCGUCUUUUCUCAUCACACUUACCUUCGGUUUGCUUGUAUUCAUGUACAGCCCACUGCGUCAUCUUCCGUGUAAUUCUCACACGACGGUACAUAACUGGUCCCGCUUUUAGUCGUCAGUCUAUUCAUGCGCGUUUGGUACUAGGUUUUUUCAUUAUCCCCGUUCAUUUCAUUCGUUUAUUAUCGGGUGGCUUGUUGUCUCAAACUGGGUUAAUCGUUUACCCCCACCACCUGUGAAAUUCAGCAUCCACACCCAGCUUUUUCGUUUUGCUGUGGGAUUUCCCGUUGGGUUCCUAAUACUGACCUUUGUCCAAUCAGGUUCGGACCUUUCUCGCCCACUGUUUUUCACUUCUUCCUGGUUGAGUAUGCUAUGGAUUUACUUCGUAAUUUCUUGUUGAACUGUGAUUUACUCUACCCGACUGUGUCUACUCAAUUCUGAAAUGGUAACCUGCUGUGGUGUCCUGCGUGUGGUAACACUUGAUCUGCUCUUUACAAGAAUCCCA